AUGACCCAAUUUGAAACUCUAACUUUUGAAUCAAUUACUAUAGCUAAUGUUAACCACCAAAAUUUGAAGGCAGACGAAGUGUUUGCAGAGGUGGGCAUCCACCUAGAUCCAAAGCCCAAAGCAACAGUCAAGGCUUCCCUACAAACACACGCAAAGGCAUCACUGAAAGCCAAAGUCGAUACUGGUGCCCAAGGGAAUAUACUCCCCCUAAGAUUAUACCGGGCGAUGUACCCCUGCAAAAUUGAUCUGAAGGGCAACCCCAAGAAAGGAGCUACAAAACAUUCUAAUACUAUCCUCACAGCAUAUGGGGGAUCCAAGUUACACCACCAUGGCACCGUCACCAUUGAUUGCGAAUUCAAAGGCAAAAGAUCUGCUGCACAGUUCUAUGUCACAGACACACAAGGCCCUGCUAUCAUUGGCCUACCAACGUUGAUUGACCUCAACCUUGUGAAAUUCAAUUGUGCCAUACUCAAACAAGUGUUACACAGCAACACACUAUGGUCCACCACAAGAACCCCUGAGCAACCACCACUAACCACCAGAACCCCCGAACGACCACCAAUACCCAAACCAAUAAAGAGCAAAGAAGAUUUGAUAGAUCAAUACCCAUAG
Molecule: messenger RNA, 612 nt
Organism: Paramuricea clavata
Lineage: Eukaryota; Metazoa; Cnidaria; Anthozoa; Malacalcyonacea; Plexauridae
Source: the annotation of a GenBank genome assembly